Messenger RNA from Eremothecium cymbalariae DBVPG#7215, 531 nucleotides. RefSeq names its product phosphatase YCH1 (gene YCH1). Bases 1 to 531 code for a protein of 176 amino acids. Gene Ontology annotation, molecular function: protein tyrosine phosphatase activity. The record is from RefSeq and is a predicted model, not a curated record. The transcript has a single exon. Gene Ontology annotation, cellular component: cytoplasm; nucleus. NCBI's taxonomy places the organism in Eukaryota, Fungi, Ascomycota, Saccharomycetes, Saccharomycetales, Saccharomycetaceae.
AUGGUUUUAUAUUCGACCACCCCUGGCCCCCUAUUCUCACUCCUUUACAGGAGAACGUUAACCAUGCAAUCCUUUAGUAUCUCAGAGAUUAAGUACUUGGAUGCUUCAGAACUACACCAAUGGCUUAAAAACGGCUACACAACCACUCUCCAUGAACCAUUCCAAGUCAUUGACGUGCGUGGAUCAGACUACAUCGGUGGCCACAUUGCUGGUGCAUGGAAUUACCCUUACAAACGGCUGAAAAACGACGUUAAAUACAUUGGGGAGCUUAGAAACAGACUGCUAGAAGAACAUAUGCAGAGCUCCGACGAAACCAAUCAAAGCGUCGUGAACUGUGUCUUCCACUGCGCCCAGUCACAGCAGCGGGGGCCCUCUUCUGCAAUGAGGUUUUUAAGGUCCCUUACUGAACACCAGCUCUGUCAUUUCAGAAUCUGGAUUUUAAGAGGUGGCUUUAACCACUGGCAGAGUAUAUACGGACAAGAUAGUUCUCUUACAGUAGAUUAUGUACCCGAUAUUUGGCAAUGGCAAUAG